Molecule: messenger RNA, 1041 nt
Organism: Cutaneotrichosporon oleaginosum
Lineage: Eukaryota; Fungi; Basidiomycota; Tremellomycetes; Trichosporonales; Trichosporonaceae
Source: RefSeq, a predicted model, not a curated record
GUACGACGUAGGCCAGCAUGGAAGACCUUGUCUUUGGCGAAGUACGCGAGGAGUUUGGCUCACCUGCCCCGCAGCAGCUUGCAGUUAAUUGUGCCAACAAGAGCUGGAGCGGAACGCGUCUGCGCCAGCGGAGAUAUCAAAGACGUACAUCCGCGAAGGAUUCGGAAGUGGUGGGACGCCGAAGACGGGGGCCUUGUGCGGGCAAACUUACCCGCAACGCCCGUCAGGGAUGCCGGUCACAUGCCCGACUAACCUUGGGCCGUGUCAGUCGGAGCAUGCAUGUCGCCGCCGUUCUCUCGAGCGGGCCAAGGCAUUUUGGAUCAGCAGCCUGCUCGGACCGGUGUUUGCUGCGUUACCAUAUCGUGUCCGGUGACUUAUGACCAGACUAGCGGCCCGAGCAGCUCUGUCGACUGUUCUGGCCGCCGAGCUCACUCUCCAACAGCUCACCGCUCGUUCAACACCCGCUCCGUCUGCGUCUCCGCGUUGGCUUCAGGACCUCGAGCCCACGCGUCCAAACCCUCUCCCUUUUUCUCGUCGCAGUUGGCGCCUCACCUCUCCAUCUCCGCCUUAAUCCGUGUCCGGUUCAAGGCGGCAACUGCCUUACUCUCCGUUUAUCCACACUCCCAGGGGCGAUGUGACCCACUCUCGUACGGACCUAAGCAGAUCCGCACUGAGGCUUUUUUGGACAUUCCCCUUCCGCAUCCUGAUUGCCAAGUUGUGGCGUGUGUUGGCAACGAGCGGUGUCUGAACAUGCACGACGAUGCACGCGCCCAUUGUGUUACGCCGCUGACGUGGCGGCGUGGCACCGCCGCACUUGUCAUCUCGGAAUAAGGCUUGGGGGUAGCCCGAUAAGUAAGCGAGCCAGUCGCUGCAACAAGCCGGAUACGGUGGCGCGCUGCCAAGAGUCUCGUCUCUUAUGCAUCACGUAUACACGGAGACUCCGGGGCGUGCGCAGCUGCAAGUCACCCGACCCCACGCCGCCGCCAUCAGAUGACACGUGUGCGGGGCUGUGGCACUGAUUUGCCACUGAGGCCGUCGCAC